Molecule: messenger RNA, 5321 nt
Organism: Ochotona curzoniae (black-lipped pika)
Lineage: Eukaryota; Metazoa; Chordata; Mammalia; Lagomorpha; Ochotonidae
Gene: LY75
Product: lymphocyte antigen 75
Exons: 35
Coding region: 44-5224 (1726 amino acids)
Cellular component (GO): plasma membrane; signaling receptor complex
Molecular function (GO): signaling receptor activity
Source: RefSeq, a predicted model, not a curated record
GCCGGGCGCACCUGCAGGGCGGCGCCGUCCGGGCCGGCUCGGGAUGAAGGCGCGUCCGGCGACUCCUGGCCGCGCCGUGGGGCUCCUCACGCUGCUCCUCCCGUGCUUGGGGCUUGCGGAGCCUUCUAGCCAUUCAGGUAAUGAGCCAUUCACCAUUGUCCAUGAAAACACUGGCAAGUGCAUCCAGGCGCUGGAUGACUGGAUAGUAACAAAGGAUUGUAAUGGAACCCAGGACAUGCUAUGGAAGUGGGUGUCCAAACAUCGGCUCUUCCAUUUGCAAUCCCAGAAGUGCCUUGGCCUGAAUAUCACCAAACAAAAGGAUUCUUUGAAAAUGUUUAGCUGUGAUUCCCCUGCCAUGCUGUGGUGGAAAUGUGAGCACCAUUCUCUUUAUGGUGCCGCCCAGUACAAGUUGGCUGUGGAAGACGGACAUGCCAUAGCAAGCCCAAACACAUCUGAUGUCUGGAUAAAGGGAGGCUCAUCAGAAGGCCUUUGUGACCAGCCUUAUCAUGAGAUAUAUACCAGAGAUGGGAACUCCUUUGGGAAACCGUGCGAAUUUCCAUUCCUGAUUGAUGGGAAAUGGCAUCAUGACUGCAUUCUUGAUAAAAAUAAGACUGCCCCAUGGUGUGCCACCACCUUAAAUUAUGACCGUGAUAAGAAGUGGGGCUUCUGCUUAAAACCAGAAAAUGGCUGUGAGGAGAAUUGGGAGAAGAAUGAGCAAACUGGAAGUUGCUACCAAUUUAAUAAUCCGGCAACUCUUUCUUGGAAAGAAGCUUAUAUUUCUUGCCACAGUCAAGGAGCUGACUUAUUGAGCAUCAGCAAUGUGACUGAGUUAACUUAUCUUAAAGAAAAAGAAGACAUUGCUAAAUUUUUCUGGAUUGGUUUAAACCAGCUGCACUCUGCUAGAGGCUGGGAAUGGUCAGACCACAAACCGCUAAACUUCCUCAACUGGGACCCAGACAAGUUCAACACACCUGCACUAGGUGGGUCAAGCUGUGUGAGGAUGAACGCUGAGUCCGGUCUCUGGGAGAGUUUGCCCUGUGAGGCUCUACUGCCCUACGUGUGCAAGAAACCAUUGAAUAACAGCACGGAGUUAACAGAUGAUUGGACAUAUUCAGAUACUCACUGCGAUGCAGACUGGCUGCCAAACAAUGGAUUUUGCUACCGGCUGGGGAAUGAAAGUGACUCCUGGGACAAUGCACAUAUGAAAUGCAAAGCCUUAAGUAGUGACCUUCUCAGCAUUCAUUCUUUAGCAGAUGUGGAAGUGGUGAUCACAAAACUCCACAAUGAGGAUGCCAAAGAAGAAAUAUGGACAGGCCUGAAGAACAUAAACGUGCCAACUUUGUUUCAGUGGUCAGAUGGUAGUGAAGUUACUCUAACAUAUUGGGAUGAGAACGAGCCGAAUAUCCCCUACAACAACACUCCCAACUGUGUUUCCUAUUCAGGAAAGCUAGGUCAAUGGAAAGUCCAGCCAUGUGAAAAGAAACUGAAAUAUGCAUGCAAGAAAAAGGGAGAAAAAAUAAAUGAUCCAGGAUCUGGCAAGAUAUGUCCUCCAGAAGAGGGCUGGAAGAGACAUGGAGAAGCCUGUUACAAGAUUUACAAAGAUGAAGUCCCCUUUGGCAAGAACUGUAAUCUGACCAUCACUAGCAGAUUUGAGCAAGAAUUCCUAAAUGAUAUGAUGAAGAAAUAUGAUAAAUCUCUAACAAAAUACUUCUGGACUGGCCUGAUAGAUGUAGAUUCACACGGAGAGUAUAGUUGGGCAGCUGCUGGAGGAAUAAAGCGGGCUGUAACGUUUGACAACUGGAAUUUUAUGGAGCCAGCUUUUCCAGGUGGAUGUGUGGCAAUGUCUACUGGAAAGUCUCUUGGGAAGUGGGAGGUGAAGGACUGCAAAAACUUCAGAGCGCUUUCAAUUUGCAAGAAUGUCAGUGGACCUGUGGAACCCGAGGAGCCAGCUCCCAAGCCAAGCGACCCCUGUCCUGAUGGCUGGCAUAGCUUCGCCAACAGUCUUUCCUGCUAUAAGGCAUUCCAUAUAGAAAGAAUUGUGAGAAAGAGGAACUGGGAAGAAGCUGAAAGAUUCUGCCAAUCCCUGGGAGCCCACCUGGUUAGCUUCGGUCACGUGGAUGAGAUGAAGGAGUUUCUUCACUGGUUAACGGAGCAGUUCAGUGACAAUCGUUGGCUAUGGAUAGGUUUGAAUAAAAGAAGCCCCGAUCUACAAGGAUCCUGGGAAUGGAGUGAUCGUACACCAGUGUCUACUCUUCUCAUGGAACAUGAGUUUCUGCAAGAUUAUGACAUCAGAGACUGUGCUGCUGUCAAGGUCAUUCAUAGGCCAUGGCGGAGAAGCUGGUAUUUCUUUGAUGAUUAUGAUUUUUUUUAUAUGAAGCCUUUUGCUUGUGAUACAAAGCUUGAAUGGGUGUGCCACAUUCCAAAAGGUCGUACUCCAAAAACACCAGACUGGUACAACCCAGAGCGUGCAGGAAUUCACGGGCUUCCAGUUGUAGUUGAAGGAAGUGAAUAUUGGUUUGUUGCUGAACCACACUUGAACUUUGAAGAAGCUUUCCUCUACUGUGCUACCAAUUACAGCUUUCUUGCCACUGUCACAUCCUUCACAGGACUGAAAGCUAUCAGAAACAAAAUAGCCAAUAUCUCCAAUGAUGAGCAAAAGUGGUGGUUGAGAGCUAAUGAACAGCCCAUAGAUCAUCCUUUUUCAGGCUUUCGUCGUCCAUGGCACUAUUAUCCUUUCGAGUUUGGAGAGGAAUGCAUGUACAUGUCUGCCAAGACUUGGCUUAUCGACUUAAAUAAACCAGCAGACUGUAAUACCAAGUUGCCCUUCAUCUGUGAAAAACAUAGUGUAUCUCCAUUAGAAAAAUACAGUCCAGAUCCUACAGCUAAAGUCCAGUGCUCCGAAAAGUGGGUUUCUUUUGGAAAUAAGUGUUUUCUAAAGAUCAACACCCAAUAUGCCAAAUUUUCUCAAGCAAAUGAUAUCUGUCAUUCCUAUGGCGGCACCCUUCCUUCCGUAUUGAGCCAGAGUGAACAAGAUUUUAUUACAUCCUUGCUUCCGGAUAUGGGAGCUACUCUGUGGAUUGGUUUGCGCUGGACUGCCCAUGAGAAGAUUAACAAGUGGACAGAUGACAAAGAGCUGAUAUAUGGCAACUUUCACCCAUUGUUGGUUGGUCGGAGGCUGAGGAUACCAACAAAUAUUUUUGAGGAAGACUCCCAAUACCACUGUGCUGUAAUACUCAACCACCCAAAGUCACCUUUCACUGGAACGUGGAAUUUUACUUCCUGCAAUGAAUAUCACCCUGUAUCUCUCUGUCAGAAAUAUUCAGAUAUUCAAAGCAACCAGACCUCACAGAAUACUUCAGAAACUGUAAAGUACAAAAAUAACUUAUACAAGAUCAUCUUGAAGAGGCUGACUUGGUACCAGGCUUUGGAUGAGUGCGUGAAAAAUAGCAUGCAGCUGGUGAGCAUCACAGACCCUUACCAACAGGCGUUCCUCACCGUGCAGGCGGCCCAGCACAACUCCUCCUUGUGGAUCGGACUCUCCAGUCAGGAUGAUGAACUCAACUUUGGUUGGUCAGAUGGAAGACGUCUUGAAUUUACUCGCUGGGAUGAAAACCACCACCAUCUUGAAGACUGCGUGUUUUUAGAAAUGAAUGGAUUCUGGAAAACGGCUGAUUGCGAAACCAGCCAGCCGGGUGCUAUUUGCUACUAUCCAGGAAAUGACACUAAAAAAGAAAUCAAACCGGUUGCAAAUGUUGAAUGUCCGUCUCCUGUUCUAAGUACUCCAUGGAUACCCUUUCAGAACUGUUGCUACAAUUUCAUGAUAACAAAGAAUAGACACAUGGCAACAACACCGGAAGAAGCUCAUUCUAAAUGCCAGCAAUUGAGUCCAAAAUCACAUAUGCUAAGCAUUCGAGAUGAAGAGGAGAAUAACUUUGUUCUUGAGCAGCUUCUGCGCCUCCAUUAUAUGGCUUCUUGGGUCCUGUUAGGGUUAACAUAUGAAGGUAAUUCUCUUACGUGGUUUGACAAGACUGCAUUGUCGUAUACACACUGGAGAGGGGGAAGACCAGCCGUACAAAAUGGCAAGUUUUGGGCUGGCUUGAAUACCGAUGGCUUCUGGGAUAUUCAACCCUUUAACAUGGAAGAAACACUUUAUUUUCAACAACACAGCAUUGUUGUUUGUAAGAUUGAAAUGGUCGACUACAAGGAAGAAUAUAAUACCACACUGCCAGAGUUUAUUCCAUAUGAAGAUAAUAUUUAUAAUGUUAUUCAAAGAAGGGUAACGUGGUAUGAAGCAUUAAAGGCAUGUUCUGAAGGCAGAGGUCAGUUGGCAAGUGUCCAUGAUCAAAACGGCCAGCUCUUCUUGGAAGAUAUUGCAAAACGUGAUGGCUUUCCACUGUGGGUUGGGCUGUCAAGUCAUGAUGGCAGUGAAGCCAGUUUUGAAUGGUCUGAUGGCAGUGCAUUUGACUACAUCCCAUGGAAAGGGGAAAAAGGUCCUGGGGACUGCGUUGUCUUGGAUCCCAAAGGAAAUUGGAAGCAUGAAAAGUGCAGCUCUUCCAUGGAUGGAGCUAUUUGUUAUAAAUCUACCAAAUUGAAAGAGCUGACCUCUUAUUCACACUCAUCAAGAUGUCCUGAAGCAAAAGAAAAUGGGACACAGUGGAUCCAGUACAAGGGUCACUGUUACGCCUCGAACCAGGCACUGCACAGUUUCUCAGAAGCCAAAUACCUGUGUUCAGAACUCGAUCAUUCCUCAACGAUUGUGACCAUAAAGGAUGAAGAUGAGAAUCAAUUUGUGAGCCAACUGAUGAGGGAAAAUAAUAAUAUUACCAUGAGAGUUUGGCUUGGUUUAUCUCAACAUUCUUUCGAUCAAUCCUGGAGUUGGUUGGAUGGCUCAAAAGUGACAUUUGUCAAGUGGGAGAAUAAAAGUAGCAGUGACAAAAGUAACAGUGACGGUGGGAAAUGCAGCGUUUUGUUAGCUUCAACUGAAACUUGGAAAAAAGUUGACUGUUCUCAUGGCUAUGGAAGAGUUGUCUGCCAAGUGCCUCUGAGCUCUGACUACAAGGGCGUGGCCAUCGGAUUUGCCGUGCUCAGCGUCCUGGCACUCAUCAGCGGACUGAUUUGGUUCCUCUUCCAAAGAAACCGUUUCCAGUGGGCAGGUUUCUCAUCAGUCCGGUACGAACAAGGAGUGAGUGAAGAGGAGAUUGUCCUUCCUUCUUUCCAGGACUAAGUUGUUCUAAAAGUUUGUUAAUUUGCACUAAUGUAUAAGGAAAAAUGAACCACUCCAAGGUUUCCAGUGUCAGUAUUUACUCUGCUCCAAAGUGAAA